AUGUCUCCGAAAAUCGCCAGCGUGGUCUUUGUGAGACACGGUGAGAGCCAGGGCAACGCAAAGAAUGUCUACACGGGCUGGGACGAUACGCCGCUGAGCAUUCGAGGAGAGCAAGAGGCGGUGGAAGCCGGGCUUUGCUUGAAGGCAAAGGGCCUGAAGUUCGAUGUGGUGUUCACGUCGGCGCUUCAGCGCGCGGUUCGCACGGCGGAGAUGGCCAUGCGCGUCUCAAAGAACCAGAAGGCGGAGAUCGAAAAGAGCUGGCGCCUGAAUGCGCGGCACUCGGGGGGCCUGCAGGGCCUCACCCAGGCCGACGCCGUGGACCUCUACGGGGAGUCCAAGGUGACUCUUUGGCGCAGUAGCUACGAUAUCCUCCCGGCCUGUGUCGAGAAAGACGAUCCCCGGCACCCCAUCAACGACCCCACCUACAAAGAUGUGGAUCCUGAGCUGCUGCCACCGGGUGGGGAGUCUCUGGCCUGCACGGUCAAGCGGGUGAUGCCUCACUGGAAGGAGAAGAUCGUGCCGCGCAUCAAGGCUGGCCAGUCAGUCCUGGUUGCUGCGCACAAGAACUCUCUGCGAGCACUAUGGAAGUUUUUGGAGAAUGUACCAGACGAAGAUGCGCUGGACAUUAAGAUGAUGCCGGCGAGCGCCCCCUUGGUGAUGGAAUUUGAGAUUCCUCCCGUUGGGGACGACCUGGUCUUCCUGCGCAAGUACAGCCUGAACGCUCCCACCUUCAACCCCAAGGUCCGGGUAGAUGCUGCGUCGACCAACAAGGUCUUCUUCCUGCGCCAUGCCGAGAGCCUUGGCAACGCCAAGGGCAUUUACGGCGGCUGGGAGGAUGCUGCGUUGAGUCUGAAGGGCGAGCAGCAGGCCACUGAGGCCGGCCUGCUCGUCAAGCAGCAGGGGGUGAAGCUGAACCACGUGUUCACCUCCGUCUUGCAGCGGGCGGUGCGGACCUCCGAGCUGGUGUGCCAGGCCUCGGAGAAUUUGCUGCCGCCCACCAAGUCCUGGCAGCUGAACCCGGGGCAUUCCGGGGUGCUGCAGGGCCUUACUGAGAAGGAGGCCAUCGAGAUGUACGGCGAAGAUAAGGUCAAGUACUGGCGAGGCAGUGAUGAUGUUCUGCCUGAAUGCGUCCAACGGUCGGACCCCCGGCACCCGGCCAACGACCCACUCUACGCGGAGGUUCCUGUGGACCAACUGCCGGGAGGUGAGUCCUUGACCACUACCAUGGCGAGAGUCAAGGCAUAUUGGACCAACAACAUUGUGCCCUUGCUCACCGGCGAGAAGAACAUCCUCGUGGUGGCCCACCGCGACUCCUUGCGGGCGCUCUUCGGGCAUUUGGAAGGCGUGCCGCCCGGGGAGGUGCCGGACGGCACCUCUCAGACGGCGCCCUUGGUCUACGAGUUCGGCAACGACGGCACCUUUGUGAUGAAGUACAGCCUCAGCACCAUGAGCCCUGAGCUGGGGCUGAACCCCGAGCGCUUGGGCUUGAUGCGAUUCCACAACCAGCCAGGGGCCCACCACAGCGAGAAGGUGGGUGAGGUGGUGUUCCUGCGGCACGGGGAAAGCGAGUGCAACCUCAAGGAGCAGUUCACCGGCUGGGAGGACAGCGGGAUGACGGCCAAGGGGGUCGAGCAGGCCAGAAAAGCUGGCAAGUACCUCAAGGCCCAGGGCUACAAGUUCAACGUGGUGUUCACCUCGGUGCUAAGCCGAGCUAUUGAGUCUGCCACCUACAUCUGCGAGGAGUCGGGCAACCAGGAUGUGACGAUGGUGAAGAGCUGGGAGCUGAACGCACGCCACCCGGGCGUGCUCCAGGGCCUGACAAAGCAUCAGGCGAUUACUUUGUACGGAAAGGAGAAGGUGAACAUCUGGAGGGGUAGCUAUGAUGUCAUGCCGGAGUGUGUGGGCAUGGACGAUGCCCGCCAUCCUGCCAACAACCCGUUGUACAGCGACAUCCCCAGGAAGGAGCUGCCUCCUGGGGGGGAAUCCCUGGCACGGACCGUGGAUCGAAUCGUUCCCUACUGGCGCCAGCGCAUUGCGCCACGGAUCGCGGCCGGGGAAACUGUGCUGGUGGUGGGCCACAAGAACUCCCUGAAGGCGCUGUUCAUGUACCUGGAAGAUACUUCCGAGCACGACAUGUUCGACGUAAAGCCGGUCUCUACCACGGCACCACUGGUCAUGGAGUUUGGCAGGUGCAGCUUCAGCGACCGGCUGAUGAUUCUUAAGAAGUAUUUCGUGAAGCAUACCACGGAAGAGGGACUGGCACAAAGCCGGUGUAAAGAUGGCUCCUUCCACAAAUAG
Messenger RNA from Effrenium voratum, 2298 nucleotides. Lineage: Eukaryota; Dinophyceae; Suessiales; Symbiodiniaceae. The record is from the annotation of a GenBank genome assembly.